Messenger RNA from Macrobrachium nipponense, 1490 nucleotides. RefSeq lists its product as uncharacterized. The transcript is spliced from 6 exons. NCBI's taxonomy places the organism in Eukaryota, Metazoa, Arthropoda, Malacostraca, Decapoda, Palaemonidae. Bases 193 to 1485 code for a protein of 430 amino acids. The record is from RefSeq and is a predicted model, not a curated record.
AAAACGGUAGCCGCUGUAAACCUUCCAUUCUCAUGUUACUACUACAAGUCUUAUUGCAAUGUGAGAGUGUACUCGACCCAUAACUACUACUACUACUACUCGAGGGAACAACAUCGCUAACCAUUCACCACAAUUCUCACAUCACCAACGACUAAAGUUACCUCUUGUCCUGAUGACAUUUCACUAAACGCUAUGGACCAAUUGCUCAUUGCCAAGCUUAGUGAAUAUUGUGACAGCCUUAUUGGUGAAAAAAGAGAUCCAGAACCUAAUAAGAUAAAGAAAACUAAGGGAAAGUCAGCGUGUAAAGAACUGGCUGAAUCAAGUACCACUGUUGAUGAACUGGCAAAUAGAAGUUGUGAAAAGAAAAGAAAUUUAAAUGAAACGUGUGAUUUUAAUGAACAUGAUAGUACUAGAAGUGAGCUGAAUGAGAAUCGUAGUUCAUUCCAAGAUAUCUCGGACAACAAAUCAUCUACCAAUGCACCUGAUAAAUUAUUGGACAAACUUCAUAAUCCUCCUCAGGUAACUAAAGAUGGUUUCAAAAUUGUUUCAUCGAUACCUGAAGAUGACUCAGAUGUGUCAGAUGCAUUUGAAUCUGAUCUUGAAGAAGAAGAGGAUAGCUCACCUUGGAAGAAUUUUUCAAAAAUUCCCCUUGGAGUUAGUGGAAAAGAGAAAACCACUGAAGAUGGUUUCAAGAUUGUAUCUGAUAUCCCUCCAGAUGAUAGUGAUGUUAGUGAUGCUUUCACUGAUGAUGGAGAUUGUGAUGAUAUGGGAGAGGACAUGAUACUGCGCAGAAAGGAACUGGGGGAAGCCAAGUCCCUUAACAAACAUAUGCUGGAAAUGAUUGAUGAAUUUGGUUUAGGUGAAAGCAUUCUGAAGAAGAAAGAGUCUGGGACUAAAGAAAAUAAAGAUGUCAAGAAAAUGGUGUCUAGCGUCAGAAAUUCCAGGAGGAGGAAGAAAAAGAAAAAGAAUAAUGGAUUUCACAAUAACAUUACCUUAGCAGCCAAAAGAGGACCUCCUGUAGAUGUUGCAGUUUAUGACUACUCAGAAAAACGAGGCUCCAAUAAUUCUGCUACUGGAGAUUGGUCAGCUUCAAAGGAUUUUUCUGUACCAAAUACAAAGGAGGAGCUUGAAAGGACAAUGAAAAAGAUGCGAUUUGAGGUUUUCAAACUUGGAAUGGGAGGUUUUGAUAAGGAAAAGAAGAAAGAAACCAGAGUUGCCUUGGCCAUCAAACUGGGUGCUAAACCACCUAAGAAACAGCAUGUAAGCUAUAAGGAUCUACUUGUUACAAAAAAGAGGGAAAAGUUUCAAGAGAAAGAGGAACGUGAAAUGGACAGAGAAAUGGGGAAACAGAACAAGAAGAAACCCAAGCCAAAUCCUAAAGAGAAGAAAAAGAAGCCAAGAGCUUACUCUUCUCAAGUUGGUCGUUUCAAAGAUGGAGUACUAUCUCUGUCUAAGAAGGAUCUGCAGAAAAUUAAAAAUUCUUAAUGAAA